UGAGCUGCGACCCGAAAAUGGCUUCCGCAAUCACUAUAUUAUCCAUCAUCCAGGCCCUUGAACCCGGAGGACACUCGGGUCUUCCAAUGGCAUAAUAAUGUGGGAGUUCUUCUCGGACAAGUCAAUUUUCAUUACAGGAGGCACGGGCUUCCUGGGCACCGUAUUGGUCUUGCGACUGGCCUUGCAGGCCCACCCGAAACGUGUAUGCCUUCUUUGUCGGGGAGGCAAGAAUCGGGCAAUACAAAAAUGGCGCGAAAUUCUUCCAGAGCCGCUCGCAAACAUGCUGCUCUCUGCCGGGUUCAUCACGUAUCUGGACGGCAAUAUCAAGCAUCCGAGCCUAGGCCUAACAGACACCUCGCUUAUAGCCCUUGAAAAAGAGACAGAGAUCAUCAUUCACGCCGCCUCACCCAUCAACCUCGUGGACCCGCUGGGCAAACUAUCCCAAAGUAUCAUCGGCGCUACAGAACGGCUCGCCCACAUAGCGUUAGAGUGUCCCCACUUACAACGCUUCGUCUACAUUUCCACGGCCUUCGCGAACAGUCAUCUGUACGCGGAAUCGCGGGCCGUAGACAUCCCGGUCCGAGAAGACCUAUACCCGCUUUCUUCAGUCUCCACAGCCACAUCAUGGAAGGACGUCCAAAUGCGUGGCUCCUCGGAGGAAUACGAGGCGAAGAAUUUCCCCUGGGCUUAUGCCUAUGCCAAGCAUCUCUCGGAACGGGUUCUCGGCGAGGUCUUCGAUAAUGCGCAGACAUCAGAUAAACUGCUCAUCAUCCGGCCAUCCAUUUUCGGUCCCGCUCAGAGUUUUCCCUACCCCGGGUAUAGUGUUCCGUCAUCCACGCCAUUGACGGCCCUGGCAGCCAUGGUAGCGAUCACACGUACACUCCGGUUCAAGGCUGCGACGCGGUCCCGUAACCCCGACAUAGAAGCUACAGCGGACGAGGUCCCCGUGGAUGUAGUUGUGGAUCGGCUGCUGUUCCACCUCAGACAUGGAAGCGCCGGCUACGUGCACGCGGUCAGCGGUGAACGAGGCAGAUACACCAUAGGAGAGCUCUGGGAGGAGGGGAUGGCAAUGCGUAAGCUUCCAUGGAGACUUAAGCUCACCUGGUUAGACGUAGACUGGCAUUCGCCUCGAUUGCACUAUAUAGCUCGAUUCUAUGUGCUCUUUGGGUCGUCGUACAAAUUUUCCGAGGACAGGACCAUCGAGCUCUGGGAUCGAGUUCCCGAGUCUGAGAGGCAGGGUCUAAAUGUGUUCAGGGAUUACAGCAAGGGUUUUGAGUUAAGCGCCAGGAAGGACGAGAUGCGGCACUGCUUGCGGGCGCUUGCCAGUCACUUUGGAUUCCCGAGUUGGGUUGCAAAACUUUGAGCAUUGAAUAGAGUAUUAGGUACGUGUAACUGGAAAAAAGCAAACGG
Messenger RNA from Aspergillus ibericus CBS 121593, 1410 nucleotides. RefSeq names its product male sterility domain-containing protein. Gene Ontology annotation, cellular component: peroxisome. The coding region runs from base 98 to 1363 and encodes 421 amino acids. Gene Ontology annotation, molecular function: alcohol-forming very long-chain fatty acyl-CoA reductase (NADP+) activity. The record is from RefSeq and is a predicted model, not a curated record. Lineage: Eukaryota; Fungi; Ascomycota; Eurotiomycetes; Eurotiales; Aspergillaceae. Gene Ontology annotation, biological process: long-chain fatty-acyl-CoA metabolic process. The transcript has 2 exons.